Pochonia chlamydosporia 170 is the source of this 1815-nucleotide messenger RNA. RefSeq names its product ATP-dependent RNA helicase Mrh4. Gene Ontology annotation, molecular function: ATP binding; nucleic acid binding. The transcript has a single exon. Lineage: Eukaryota; Fungi; Ascomycota; Sordariomycetes; Hypocreales; Clavicipitaceae. The coding region runs from base 1 to 1815 and encodes 604 amino acids. The record is from RefSeq and is a predicted model, not a curated record.
AUGGCGUCGAAUUCGGUCUGUUCAUUAUGCAUAUCCACGCUUGGUCGUCGGAUAGCCCCUCGCGCGCUGGUCCAGCCUGCACUUGCGCAGCGCUUCAUGUCAAGACAAGCCAAGGCAAGACCAUCUCGCAUGGUGCUCUCCGACAGAGUCCAUCGAUCCCCUGCCUCUGCCGACAGGCGCAGGUCCCGGCAAGACUCAAUUGAUGGGCCCUUUGCCGGUAUGAACCGACGAGUCGCAAACGUCGACCCAGCUCGAGCACCUAGACAGUCAAAAGCAUCGUCAAAGAGCGACGACAGAGAUGCUGCUCCGCGCCGUGAUGAGCGAAGAACACCCGACGACCGCAAGGCGCUGAAGAUGCAGCGCGCUUUGGCUACUGUUUCGUACGGAAGACGAGUUGGUUUGAAGGACAAGAUGGCUCAAUACGAGACCUUUGACCAGUUUGACUUGUUGCCAGGACUUCAGUCAGCUGUGACGGACGAGCUGUUCAAAAACAUGGUCAAUAUCAAACCCACACCAGUACAGCGACUGGCUAUUCCCGCACUAUUAGGACAGCCGAAUCCAGGAGAGAAUAAGACCCCGAGUAAGGAAAUGAAAUCAUUCCUUUUGGCCGCAGAGACAGGCUCAGGGAAGACUCUGGCCUAUCUCCUUCCAGCUAUCGACGCCCUCAAACUGGCAGAAGCUGAGGACCCAGAUAUUAAGGCAUACAGGGAGCGGUUUGAGGAAGAGAAAGCACGUCAGCAAGCUGGAAGCUUCAAGGGAAAGCCAUUUGAAGAGCCACACCCCACAAUGGCCAGACCAAAGGUCAUCGUCUUGGUGCCUACUGCUGAGCUGGCACAGCAAGUGAUGAAAGUAUCAAAAUCACUUUCACACGUCGCCAAGUUCAAGACGGAGAUGCUAUCCUCGGACCUCAAAGCACAGCAGAUUCAGCGAAAUAUUUACGGCCCAAAGGGGAUUGAUGUUGUCGUCGCCACCCCUCACCUGUUAGCCUCCAUCGCCGACUCCGACCCCAACAUCUUGUCCCGGGUGUCGCACCUCAUAGUUGACGAGGCCGACUCCCUGCUGGAUAGAAGCUUUGCGCCCGUUACGACAAGCAUUAUCGAGCGCGCCAUGCCGUCCCUGAAGCAGCUCGUUUGUUGCUCUGCUACCAUCCCUAAGAAGCUGAACAACUACUUGGCCACGAAUUACCCCAAGAUGGUACGCAUCACUACGCCUAACCUGCACGCCAUUCCGCGACGUGUCCAACUCGGCGUCAUUGAUGUCUCGAAAGAUCCAUAUCGGAACAACAAGGAUCUUGCUUGCGCAGACGCAAUCUACACCAUCGGCAGGGAGGCGUCGGCCCAUGAAGGCCCGGUGAAGGGCGAGGUGGACGUUCGCCGCGUGCUGGUGUUUGUGAAUGAGAGGGGAAAGACGGAGGAGGUGGCUGAGUACUUGCGAUCAAAGGGAAUAGAUGCGCAAGCGUUACACAGAGAUACCCCGGAGAAGAGGCAUGGCGAAGUUCUCGAGACGUUCACGUCCCCGGAACCACUACGAAUUCAAGCACCUGCAGCAGCAACUAGUGGUCGCCGUCGCUCUCUGGCCAAUGUCAAAGCGCUUGUGGUUACGGACCUGGCAUCAAGAGGCAUCGACACAGUAGCUGUGCGACACGUUAUUCUGUAUGAUGUUCCUCACACAACUAUUGAUUUCAUUCAUCGACUCGGACGAGCUGGUCGAAUGGGUCGUCGCGGUAGAGGUAUUGUUCUGGUUGGCAACAAUGACAGAAAAGAUGUUGUUUCGGAAGUGAAGAAUAGCAUGUUUAUGGGCCAGGCGCUCAUUUAA